UAUGCGGGCGUACAUUGCAGAAGUCAGCAGGCACAUUUUAUCACAGGUCGAGACCGGGUGAACCAGACUCUUGUGUGUGGCGUUUAUCUGCUAAACAAAGGGAGACAAUUGCUCUCAACAUUACCCGCCUCAACAUAACGAUGUCUCCCAACUGUGCUGGAGACUAUCUGGAAGUUAGAGAUGGACAUUAUUUCAAGUCGCCACUUCUGGGUCGGUAUUGUGGUGAUCAGAUACCACCUACCUUAAAAUCGACAGGAAGAAGAAUGUGGGUAAACUACGCAACACGAAAUGGUGGUUAUAACAGCUUUGCUGCAUCUUACGAAGCUAGUUGUGGAGGUGAAUUCUUUGGUUCUGGAACGAUCGCCAGCCCUGAUUAUCCUGAUGAAUAUCUUCCUGGGAAGAAAUGCUCUUGGAAGAUUACAGUAAAAAAAGAGUUCAUUGUUGUCCUCGAAUUUAAAUCCUUUCAGUUACAAGACCACAAAAACUGUGAAUACGAUUACGUAGCAGUUUACGAUGGACCAACAGAGGCAUCGCCUUUGCUUGGCAAGUACUGUGGAGAUAGAAAGCCAGAAACAAUCAAGUCCUGUGAUAACACUAUGUACGUGAAAUUUGUCAGUGAUCUGUCUACACAGAAGGCUGGUUUCUCCGCUACUUUUGUUCCAGAACCACCUUAA
Molecule: messenger RNA, 674 nt
Organism: Candidula unifasciata
Lineage: Eukaryota; Metazoa; Mollusca; Gastropoda; Stylommatophora; Geomitridae
Source: the annotation of a GenBank genome assembly